This is a messenger RNA of Thelazia callipaeda (thelaziosis nematode), 1629 nucleotides long. NCBI's taxonomy places the organism in Eukaryota, Metazoa, Nematoda, Chromadorea, Rhabditida, Thelaziidae. The record is from the annotation of a GenBank genome assembly.
AUGAUUUUCAAAGUUUUGGUGCAAGAAUUAAUUUUUCCACAAAUUUGCAGUCGCGAAUCUUUGGGACAUUUGGAACCCUCGACAACUACAUUUCUCAGUACAUCUUUGGGUUGGCCACAGUUAUCGGAUGGUGUCAAACCUGAAAAUUUGGUACCAACAUUAUCGGAACGCCCGGUAACCCUUGGUGCUAUGUCCGAUGCUGCAGCUGCAACUGCAGCAGCUGCAGUUGCUUACGAUUCACGCAUAAUUAGUGCUACACCUUAUUACAAUGGCGGCUACUCAGGCGCAGGUUACGCUGGAAUGUAUGCUGCAGCAAGUGCUCAACAAAAUUACUACCCCGCGGCGUCAUCGUCUCUACGCGGCUCAGCUGCUGCAGCUGCGGCUGCAACUUCGUUUCCAUUUGCCGCUGCGGCUGCUUCUCAUGCCUAUUACAGUAACAAUUACAACCAAAAUGUACACAAAAUGUGUGGUAGCAAAUUCAUUGAAUUAAUCUUGUUAGGUAACGGCUAUACAUCCACUGCUUUUGACUAUCCACCUUAUCCAGCGGCUAUGCAUUGUUACGGCGGUCGAAGUGGCUACUAUGGGUGUUCCAUCAGUGCAGUCCCUUGCAAUUCAUCUUUUUAUGCAAUGAAUCCGUUAGUAAAUGAUCCAAAUAUGCCUUCUAAUCAGCUAACUUCCUUCAGUGCAAGGCAUGACAUCAAAAAGUCGAGUUGGCAAUGCCAGAGAAAAUUUAAUUUUUGUUUUUUUUCCGAUAAAACAAGCAAACGUAGAAAGAAUCCUACCGGUGCCAAUACUCCAGAAAAAAUUUAUAAACGUGCUUUCAUCUGGGAAAUGGAAGACAUUUGUGUGCUAUCAAAUUUUUUUUUACGGUCUGGUGAUCCAACUUGUACUGAACGUUUAGCACACGCAGUUAAUAGCAACGUGGACCGUUUUAUUUCAUCAGUCUUUGGUAUUGAUCGAAACGUGCAAGAUUGUGAAUAUGUGAACAUCGAAGAUGCUAGCAUAGAUGAUACUCUCGACAGUGUCACUUAUCCGCUGGCUGGAACUGAUUUACCAAGCACGUCUUCUGCGUGUAACACGGGAAGCAUACCAAAUCAAACACGUUUAGGCAUAGAUUGGAUGAGGAAACUCGCUGUCAAAUAUCAACACAUUAAAGAUACUUAUAAUUCACUCAAAAAUGAUUCCGCUGGCCUACUUGAACGGACUGGGGCAGCAGAGCGAGCUGAGUUGUUAGCGUUGAAGGCAACGGUAAAUCCGCUGACGCAAGGUUGGACGGAAAGUGUUAAACGAUGUUUAAACCUUAUCAUUGAAAGAUCGUCUCGAGAGCAUUAUGCAAAUGUAUUGCUAUCAGGAGAGAAUAUCAUUUCAACCUUAGCCAAAUUAUUAAUUAUGGAACAAAGCCCAAUGAUAGCAGCUGAAAAUGUUUACAGUGUGACAAAAGUUGGAAAAGAAGCAGUAAUUGACCGUAUUUUAAGUCAUUUUGGCAAAAAGUGUUCCUUCGUUAUCAUAUCAACCCAUAGAGAUACUCAUGAAAUUGCUAAAAAGGAGAAUAUUCCUUUAUGGAAAGUGAAAGGUGUCCGUGAUCUGGAAUUAUUUCACAUAGCACUCAGCCAUCAUCUUCUCAGUUAA